Molecule: messenger RNA, 527 nt
Organism: Echinops telfairi (small Madagascar hedgehog)
Lineage: Eukaryota; Metazoa; Chordata; Mammalia; Afrosoricida; Tenrecidae
Product: tubulin alpha-2 chain-like
Exons: 6
Coding region: 39-527 (162 amino acids)
Biological process (GO): mitotic cell cycle; microtubule cytoskeleton organization
Cellular component (GO): microtubule; cytoplasm
Molecular function (GO): structural constituent of cytoskeleton; GTP binding
Source: RefSeq, a predicted model, not a curated record
CAUGUGCGGAGCUGAGGCCGGAGAGAGAGUGGCACAGCAUGAGAGAGAUCUUCCUACGGAAUCAAAACUUCUCUUCCAAACCGACAGUCCCCGAGAGGCACAGAGCACCCAGUCGUCCAGAUCUACAAAGCAUCUUGUCCAGAUACUUGGAGGAAAACAAUAAAAGCUUUAUGAAUAUUAAGUGUCCGAAUCUCCUAGAGAACCAACUCAUAUGCAAAGAGGAAGUUACAGAAUGUUUCGAAGGAUCGAAUGACAUCAGUCCACAGGAUGUUCGCAGCCAAAGAGCAGUCAAAGAUGACAGACUCUAUCAAGAAGAAUUUCCAACCCGUAUCUGGAGCACACUCCUUCCCAGGUUUGACCUGAAGUGCACCCCGCGUGCCUUUGUUCACUGGUACGUGGGUGAGGGCAUGGCGGAAGGAGAGUUCUCUGAGACCCGGGAGGACAUGGCUGCCCUCAAGAAGGCCUGUGAGGAGGUGGGUGUGGGUUCUGUGGAAGGAGCGGGCAAGGAGGAAGGAGAUGAAUACUAA